Molecule: messenger RNA, 2568 nt
Organism: Mobula hypostoma (lesser devil ray)
Lineage: Eukaryota; Metazoa; Chordata; Chondrichthyes; Myliobatiformes; Myliobatidae
Product: scavenger receptor cysteine-rich type 1 protein M130-like
Exons: 13
Coding region: 1-2568 (855 amino acids)
Biological process (GO): zymogen activation
Cellular component (GO): plasma membrane
Molecular function (GO): serine-type endopeptidase activity
Source: RefSeq, a predicted model, not a curated record
AUGCCCGAUGCGACAGUGGUGUGCAGGGAGUUGGGCUGCGGCGCUGCGCUGAAAGCCCUGAAAGGUUCUGAAUUUGGAAGAGGAUCCGGACCCGUUUGGAUGUCCGAUGUUCAGUGCCAGGGAAGGGAGACCGCUUUUAAGAAUUGUAAAUCACAUCAACGGGAAGACUUUACCUACGACCACUAUUCGGAUGCCAGUGUUAUCUGCGAAGAUCACAGAGGUGUAAAAUUGGAGGCCGGAACUGACGGAUGCUCGGGAAGAUUGGAGGUGCAGUUUGGUGAAACCUGGACCACAGUGUGUGACUUGCACUGGGAUUGGAAUAAUAGCAACGUAGUGUGCAAUCAGCUUAAAUGUGGAGUCGUUGUUUCUGUGCUGGGCGGAGCGUAUUUUGGAGAAGGAACAGGGCCAAUAUGGAAUAAUGCCCUAAAAUGUCAAGGUAAUGAGUCGAACCUAAGCGACUGCUCAGUUGGUUCAAGGACUUAUGAUUGCACCCACAAGAAUGACGUCAGUCUGAACUGUUCUGGGAAAAAUGGUCCAAGGUUGGUUGGUGGGGAGAACAGAUGCUCUGGCCGUGUGGAAGUCCUACACGGCGACCAGUGGGGUACACUUUGUGAUCAAUACUUCAACCUGGAAGACGCAGCCGUUGUCUGUGAACAGCUACAUUGCGGUGGAGUAAAUGAUACUCCUAUAGGUGCUCACUUUGGCAAAGGAAACGGGCCGAUGUGGAAGGACAACUACCGCUGUCUGGGAAAAGAGUCCCGAUUAGCUGAGUGUCCGGUCUCAGCUUGGGGUCAGAAUAGCUGUUUACAUGGAAAUGACGCUGGUCUCCGCUGCACUGAUGAAGUAUUGUCUCUGAGAUUAACCGACGGGUUAAGCCGCUGCGACGGCCGAGUGGAGGUUUAUGAUGGCGGUACCUGGAAAAUACUGCAAGAUAAAGUAUGGAACAUCAAUGACGCAAAUGUUGUCUGCAGACAGCUGCGUUGUGGCAACGCUACAUUGGCCUACAGCUCCUCCAAGCUUAGAGACAGCGUAUGGCCCGUGAAGGUUAUUGACGUUCAAUGUGAAGGAAGCGAGUUGCACCUCCGUAAUUGCAGAAUGUCGAUGAUGAACCAGUCUUUUUCUUACAUCACCGGCGUUGGUGUCCUGUGCUCAGGGCAUUUGCAAAUUCGACUGUCCGGAAGUGAAGAUACAUGCGCGGGUCGUCUUGAGUUUUAUUACAAUGGUACUUGGGGCACGGUUUGUGAUGACUCCUGGGAUCUGAUUGACGCUAACGUGGUCUGCAGGCAACUUGGUUGCGGAUAUGCUUUGGAGGAUAAAACUCGCCCUUAUUGCGGAGAAAGUAAUGCCCCAGUUUGGUUGGAUGAACUGAGAUGUUUGGGUAACGAGUCAUACCUCUGGGACUGUCCCUCAGCUCCAUGGGGCAAAACUGAUUGCAGUCAUAAAGAAGAUGUUACAGUUACGUGUUCCGAGUAUAAGCAAAUGCGCCUAGCGAACGGCAAGAAUCCAUGUGAGGGGAGAGUGGAGGUCUGGUACAAUAGGACUUGGGGAACAGUGUGCUCCGCGAAUCUUGAUGCUACCUCAGCGGAAGUGAUCUGUAAACAAAUGAAAUGUGGACCCAUGAAAAAUAUUUAUCUUCUCCCCUAUCAAUACGGAAAAGAACUUGGUCCCAUAUGGUUAGAUGAUAUUAAAUGUACUUCGCACGAGUCGACCCUUUGGCAGUGUCAGUCACAACCGUGGGGGAAACACAACUGUGACACUUUGUAUGAUGCAGCUGUUGCAUGUCAAGAGGCCAAUAUUGCUUCAAGAAGCAAUCAUGAGAUCUGCGAGCAAGUGAAUGAUUCACUCUUUGGAUCAUUAACAGGUUUUCAAUUGCGUCUCUUCGCUGGAAGUCACAGCUGCGCCGGCCGAUUGGAGGUGCUGUUCAAUAACACCUGGGGCACGGUAUGCGAUGACUCCUGGGAUCUGGCCGAUGCCCAUGUAGUCUGCAGGCAGCUGGGCUGUGGCCUUGCUCGCUGGUCUCCAAAUACCCCUGUAAUUGCCCAGGGAUACGGAGAUAUUUGGUUGGAUGAAGUAAAAUGUACGGGAAGUGAAUCUUCUUUGUUCAGCUGUCCUUCCUUACCACCUGGCCAUCACGAUUGUGAUCACAAGGAAGAUGUCAUCGUUGUUUGUUCUGAUUCGGGAUUGAAUCCCACUGACAGCAAUAACCCAGGAUUUGGAAAUGUGUCUCCCUCCACUAUGGUUAUUGUCUGCAUAACCCUUGGGAUCAUCUUCGUCGCUGAGUUAUUUGUUCUGAUGGCGAUUGUACGGAGACAGUCAGCAAGAACCGCAGCUUCGCUGGUGAGUGGCAGGGAUGCACCUUUUGGCUUUCAUCAAGCAAUUUAUGAAGAGAUUGAGAAUAUUUCACAGGACACUGGAUCCAUCGAUUCCAUCCAUCAAAUCGAAUAUUACACUAGCGAUAAUCUUAAGGGGUCGUGUCAAGCAGCAGAAGGUCCUGAAGAAAAUUCUUCCAGUAUUUGUGAACAGUGUUUCCAAAAUGACAUCGUGUCCGGGUGGGCGUCCAAUGAGUAG